AUGAACCGUUUCAUCCUUGCUUCUUUCCUUCUUGUCGCCAUCUUUGCUGUUUCUCAAGCGGCUCUUGCUCAACAGCGCGUCAAGGACGGAGAGAAAGUCGAGCUGGAUUCCUUCAAGGGUGUCAAAGCCAUUAGCAGAACCGUCCCAGCUGGAGAGCAAGUCUUCCACUUUGAUGGAGAGCACAAGGGAUCAUUCGUUGAUGCUAAGGGAAAGAAGGUCGAGUCCUCCAACUACGAAGUUCAGAAUGGCAUCCUCGUGAUCAAGAAGUUCUCCAAGGAUGAUGUUGGAUCAUACUCCGAGCACAACGCUAAGAACAUUGAGACCAAACACGCUGAUGGAUCCAUCUCCGCUGUUCCAGGACUCACCCUCAACAUCUCCCUCGAAUAA
Messenger RNA from Caenorhabditis briggsae, 387 nucleotides. The record is from RefSeq and is a predicted model, not a curated record. The coding region runs from base 1 to 387 and encodes 128 amino acids. The transcript is spliced from 3 exons. NCBI's taxonomy places the organism in Eukaryota, Metazoa, Nematoda, Chromadorea, Rhabditida, Rhabditidae.